AUGGAGAUAACUAACCAAUCAAUUCCUGGUCAUAAAGAGAACCCUCCUGAUGGAAGUAGUGAAGAUCAUAAGGAUUUCCUAGAUGGGAGAGUUGCUAUGGCUUUGGAUGAUAUCACAAAUGCCAUGGGCAUUAGAGUAGGGAAAAGAGAAUUUCCUGCUCUAAUUAGAGACUUUAAAUAUAGGAUUAAUAUUAAAGUGUUGGCCUUAUUAGAGACUAAGAUUCAGGGUGACAGAGGGGAUACAAUUAUAAAGAAGUUGGGAUUCCCUAAGUUUUUCAAACAGGAAGCUGUGGGCUUUUCUGGAGGAAUUUGGGUUCUGUGGGAUAGCAGAGAUGUUGAGGUGGAGAUUAUUCAAUCCCACCAUCAAUAUGUUCAUACUAGAACUUUUUAUAUUGAAGAUAGGAGGUGGGAGUUAGUUACUUUUGUUUAUGGGAGCCCUAGGAGGAUUGAGAGAAUCAGCCUUUGGGAGGAUAUGGAGUUGCUGGCUGGUGCUAUUAAUUCUCCCUGGGUGAUCCUGGGAGAUUUCAAUUCUGUCUUGGGUUCUUCUGAGAAGUGUGGAGGUAAAGAGAUUUGUUGGAGAAGUGUUCAGGAGAUGCAUAAGUGUCUUGAGGUUUGUGGAAUGACAGAUAUAGGGUUUAAAGGCCCAAGAUUCACUUGGAGAAGGGGAAGUUUACAAGAAAGAAUUGAUAGAGUUGUUGCUAAUGAGGAUUGGAACUUAGCCUGGCCUAAUAGAGUGUUAGGGCAUCUCCCUUACUUUAACUCGGACCACAAGCCGAUCCUUUUAAGUUGCUACAAAGAUUUCCAUGACAAUAAGAGUGGGAAACAGUUCAAGUUCUUAGCUGCUUGGCUUACAAAUUCUGACUUUGGGAACUUGGUUAAGAAGUGUUGGGAGAAGGAUGUGGAUUGGUUGGAUGCUAGGGAUGUUUUUGAGGAAGAGGCAACUAGAUGGCACCAUGACGUCUUUAGAGAGGAAAUGAGACAGAAGCAUAGAAUUUAUGUUAGAAUACAAGGUCUGGAUUUGCAGUUGGAAGACAGAUAUGACAGAGAGCUUGAGAGGUUGCAGAGAGAUCUUUGGAAAGAUUUGGAGAAAAUUUUGCUUAGGGAAGAGCUAAAUUGGUUCCAAAGAUCUAGAGUCAAUUGGCUGAAAUUUGGGGAUAAAAAUUCAAAGUUUUUUCACUCUUCUACUGUUGCUAGAAGAAGGUUUAACAAAGUGGUUGCAAUCAAAAAUGAGCUUGGUGAUUGA
This is a messenger RNA of Gastrolobium bilobum, 1242 nucleotides long. RefSeq lists its product as uncharacterized. NCBI's taxonomy places the organism in Eukaryota, Viridiplantae, Streptophyta, Magnoliopsida, Fabales, Fabaceae. Bases 1 to 1242 code for a protein of 413 amino acids. The record is from RefSeq and is a predicted model, not a curated record. The transcript has 2 exons. Gene Ontology annotation, molecular function: catalytic activity.